AUGGCUGUGUUGAUCACAUCGAGUAUCAUCCAGUACGACUUCGCUAUAACGCUGCUUGGACAAUGCGCCGAUUCACCUCUCGGCGCUGAAGAAUGUCCUCAGGUCGAAUCGUUAUGGCAGUAG
Messenger RNA from Parastagonospora nodorum SN15, 123 nucleotides. RefSeq lists its product as hypothetical. The record is from RefSeq and is a predicted model, not a curated record. The transcript has 2 exons. The coding region runs from base 1 to 123 and encodes 40 amino acids. NCBI's taxonomy places the organism in Eukaryota, Fungi, Ascomycota, Dothideomycetes, Pleosporales, Phaeosphaeriaceae.